Paramisgurnus dabryanus is the source of this 2688-nucleotide messenger RNA. It is a transcript of the gene zc3h12aa, whose product is annotated as zinc finger CCCH-type containing 12Aa. Gene Ontology annotation, cellular component: nucleus; cytoplasmic ribonucleoprotein granule. The record is from RefSeq and is a predicted model, not a curated record. Gene Ontology annotation, biological process: 3'-UTR-mediated mRNA destabilization. Gene Ontology annotation, molecular function: mRNA binding; metal ion binding; RNA endonuclease activity. NCBI's taxonomy places the organism in Eukaryota, Metazoa, Chordata, Actinopteri, Cypriniformes, Cobitidae.
GAGGUGUGUCUGGUGGGGGUGGAGCAAAUCUCGAGUCACCUGGAAGCAGGAAGUAUAAAUAAAAAGGAAGGUGUUACAAUGAAAGACGUCAUAAAGCAGAGAGUUUACAGUGAAGUAUCAUCUUAGGAUUUACAGUAUGUUUCGGCCUCAUUCAGACUCAACAGCAACAUUAUGGAUGGCACGAAAGCUCUCGCACUAAAGAGCAUCACACAUCGCCAUGCAAUCCAGGUGUCACCAUCAAUCCACCGGCCUGGGCCACGACGGGCCGAACCUCUCUGACCUACAGAUGAAGGUGGACUUCUUUCGUAAGCUGGGUUACUCUCCACAGGAGGUCAAAGCCGCCCUGCGCAAGCUCGGCCUGGGUACGGACACUAACGCGGUGUUGGGGGAACUGGUUCGCUCCGGGGCGAAGGCUGUGCCUUUCUCAACCUCUGAAUGUGAGGAGGGUUUUGGUUUGUCCGGUCGUGGAGGAGGCUCUUCUAGGGGACCAGGUUCAAGAGAGUCCACGCCAGAGGACACAGCUGAAGCCGAGAGUGACCUGAAACCCAUAGUCAUUGAUGGCAGCAAUGUGGCCAUGAGCCAUGGGAACAAGGAAGUGUUUUCGUGCAGAGGGAUUGAGCUGGCAGUCAACUACUUCCUUGAGCGAGGACACAGGAACAUUACUGUAUUUGUGCCGUCCUGGAGAAGAGAGCAGCCCAGGCCUGAUGUGCCUAUUUCAGAUCAACACAUUUUAGACGAGCUUGAACGCAAGAAGAUUCUUGUGUUUACGCCUUCAAGAAGGGUUGGAGGAAAGCGUGUGGUCUGCUACGAUGAUCGCUUUAUUGUGAAGCUAGCUAAUGAUAAUGAUGGCGUAAUAGUGUCUAACGAUACAUACCGGGAUCUGCAGAGCGAACGUCCGGAGUGGAAGCGGUGUAUUGAGGAGAGACUGCUCAUGUACUCUUUUGCCAAUGACAAGUUCAUGCCACCAGACGAUCCUCUCGGCCGUCAUGGGCCCAACUUAGAUAAUUUUCUUCGAAAGAAAACAAUGUUACCGGACCAAAAGCGGCAACUCUGUCCGUAUGGUAAAAAGUGCACAUAUGGAAUCAAGUGUAAGUUCUACCACCCUGAGCGUGCCAACCAAUCGCAACGUUCGCUAGCAGACGAGUUACGAGAGAACGCCAGACUUGCGGACGGCAGAGGAACCGGAUCACAGAGAGACGUUCAGAAAAGAUAUGAUGCCGGGUUUGGCUCUUGCUCUGCGUCACUGGAGCAAGAACUGGAAGAGAAGCUCAAUCUAGAAUGUGAAGAGAGAAACGACCGUUACUGGGACGCCAUUUUCUCAGCAAAAAAGCCUCCAGCCACCAGUGGUGCAUCAGACAGAGCCGGUCUACAACCUCAGUUCCCAACAAACCCUUCAUCCAUUUUCAGUUCGGACUCUGGCCUCGGCUCCUACGUCAGCCAGUUUUCCGAGUCGUGUCACAGUCUUGAGGAGCAACACAAGAUGAGACACAAUCAUCCAUUGAUGUCCAGUUCAUCAAACCCCAUCUUGUCGGCAGGUGGCCCGCAUUGCGGUGACAACAGGAGGUCUUAUUCCUGUAACUAUCAGGCCGGCUGUAACGCCUACGGCUCUGUUCCUAUGUCCGGUCCUCUCCAGCAUUACAGUCUACCCGCUUACAUGCAGCAGAGUAGCUGGCCUUACGCUUUCUACCUACCACAGAUGCAUGCGAACAGCUUACCAGAACCUCUACCCAGCCCCAAUGCCCACAGCUCGCCUGACAGUUACGGACGCCUGCGCAGCCAAGUCGUGAAACCACAGGAAGAUCGAGAAGAGGUCCGGAGGAAGCUUUAUGCCAUUUUUAACCCACAUCAUGUUGACAGAGUUAUGGACAUGUUCCCACAGCUGAUAGAUGCCCAACAACUUGCUGCAGAGGUUCUCAAACUCAAAUCAAAGGGAGAAUUUUUCUGAGGAUUGGACGAUGUUCGAAUGUCCCUUAAACCACUUAUCACAUAGUACAUGUGGUAACUAUGUAUGACUAGAAAGUCAAUUGUUUAUCAUUUUUAUUGUUGUUUUUGAAACGUUGAUGCACAUUGCAUCUAACUUGUAGCAGGUGGCAUCUAACUCUACAAGUGCGGUUUUGAUUUGAAACAGAAAUGUAUUUUGGAAAUUCUAAAUAGUUUAAGUGUAAUGUGUACAUGUAAGGAAUAAUUGACUGAUUGAAUUAUUUAUAAAUAUUGGUUAUGCUGUUAUAUUGUGGGUGUGCAUUAUUUAUAAAUAAUUCAAAGGACCGGAGUCAAUUAAUCCUCUUUUACCACGGUUACCACAGACAUUGCUCUGGUGGUUAUUUUAAGACAUUUGACUCUUCUGGUGUGUGUUAACUGAAACAUAAUCAACGCCUGUGGAACAUUUCUCAAACAAUCAGAAUAAAGCAUUAUACAGCCCCCGUGGUAUAAGUAGAAAUAAUACAUUAAGAUGUGAUUACUUGGUCUGAGGGUAAUAAUUGAAAUGAAUGUAAGAAAUACAACUUGUGACUGCUUGUCAAUUUUGCUGUACUUCCUUGUUCCAGUCAUAAAAGCUGGAAAUCCCCCAAAGCAUUUUUCUGACAUUAUCUGGAUCAACAUACAUUGUAAAGUGUUAUCAUUUCUUCGAAGUUGUCUUUUAUAUUCCUUUUUAUCAAGUCACACUCUUAAAAAUAAAGCUUUCCUAAGGUU